GCGGUGCCGGUGCCGCUCGCGGUGCGGGGCUCGGUCGCUCCCGCUGCGGGGCCGCCAUGGCGUGGCCCUGCAUCACCCGCGCCUGCUGCAUCGCCCGCUUCUGGAACCAGCUGGACAAGGCGGACAUCGCCGUCCCGCUCGUCUUCACCAAGUACUCGGAGGCCACCGAGCAUCCCCCCGCGGCCCCGCCGCGCCCCGCGGCCCCCAUCGAGACCCAGCCGGGCGGGGAGGCGGCGGCGGGCGGGGAGCCUGGUCCCGGUGCAGCCCGGCCCGGCCCGGCCCCGCACGCCUCGCCUCCGGCGGACUCGGUGAUGCGGCACGACUACAAGCCCUGGAAGGUGCAGCGGCCCGAGCCGAGCUGCAAGCCCAAGAGCGAGUACCAGCCCUCGGACACUCCCUUCGAGAAGGAGACGCAGUACCAGAAGGAUUUCCGUGCCUGGCCCAUCCCCAAGCGGGGCGACCACCCCUGGAUCCCCAAACCGGGCCCUUCGCCCGUGCUGGCCCUGGACCGCGCUUCCCCGGAGAAACCGGCGCAGGAGAAGCGGCGGAAGGUGCACAUCGCUCCCGAGAAGAAGGAGGAAGACGCCGAGGCGGAGGAUGAGCAUCCCAAAGCGGUGCGGGCCGGGGACGGGAGAGACAAGGGUCGGAAGAAGGCGGAGGAGGCGGGCGGGCAGCUGGCCGAGCCGGGCAGGGGCCGGGCGGCCGCCGAUGCUCUCAACAGGCAGAUCAAGGAGGAGGUGGCGGCGGGGGUCAGCUCGUCCUACAGGAACGAGUUCCGGCCCUGGAUAGACGUGAAGCCCGUGAAAGCGAUACGAGCCAAGCCCCAGUACAAACCACCAGAGGAGAAAAUGAUCCACGAAACCAGUUACAGCGCCCAGUUCAAGGGGGAAACCAGCAAGCCUUCUCCAGCUGACAACAAAUACCUGGAGCGCAGGAGGAUACGCACCCUCUACAGCGAGCCCUACAAAGAACCUCCCAAGGUGGAAAAGCCUAGCAUAAAGCCUUCCAAACCAAAAAAGACCACAACAAGCCAUAAACCCCUGAAAAAGGCCAAAGACAAGCAGAUUGCAUCUGGCCGGGCUGCCAAGAAAAAGAGCGCCGAGACCUCCAACACAGCAAAGCCAGAGGACAAGGAGAAAAGUAAAGAGAUGAACAAUAAACUGGCUGAGGCAAAAGACUGGGAAAUACUGUGAUGUUCAGACAUGGGCUUCAGCUCUGCCUGGUUCCAGCAGUGCCACGGGUCCCUUGGGAACAGCUCCCUAAUCCUAAAUGUCCUGUGGAGAAGAUGUGAGCAAAGGAAAAAAGAAAAUCCUGCUAAUGGGUUGAAGGCAUCUUUCUGCUUCCUAAAAGACCAGCUCUCCCUGAAGGCAGUCUGCUCCAGGGAAGCCAAGGACCAGACACCGGGAAAAUGAUGGAUGAGGAGCAGUGACAGACCUUAGUGACGUGUGAGAGCCCUGAG
Messenger RNA from Empidonax traillii (willow flycatcher), 1459 nucleotides. RefSeq names its product microtubule associated protein 6 (gene MAP6). The transcript has 5 exons. Lineage: Eukaryota; Metazoa; Chordata; Aves; Passeriformes; Tyrannidae. The record is from RefSeq and is a predicted model, not a curated record. Gene Ontology annotation, biological process: positive regulation of axonogenesis; microtubule cytoskeleton organization; regulation of microtubule cytoskeleton organization. The coding region runs from base 57 to 1193 and encodes 378 amino acids. Gene Ontology annotation, molecular function: calmodulin binding; microtubule binding. Gene Ontology annotation, cellular component: cis-Golgi network; axon; Golgi-associated vesicle.